GGCGUAUACGCGGGACGAGAAGCUUUAUACCAAGACCGAAUUGAUGCAAUGGCGAACUACGAUCCUCUCAAAACGAAGGAAGAACUCCAAGAGCUGCUCGCGAAUAUCAGGCCGGACGAGGACAUGCCUGCUCAUCUUCGUGUGCAAACGCCCGCCGAUUUGACAAUCAGACUGCACAAGUACCAGGAAGUGGGCUUGACGUGGCUCAAGAAGCAAGAGGAAGGCUCCGCCAAGGGAGGCAUCCUUGCAGACGACAUGGGUCUUGGCAAAACCGUGCAGAUGUUGUCACUCAUGAUCACACGCAAGUCCGACGACCCGCGCUGCAAGACUACCCUCAUCGUCGCCCCGGUGGCACUGCUCCGACAAUGGGCGCAAGAAAUCAAGACGAAGCUCAAGCCCGGUCCGCGCACGCAGCUGUCCGUCUACACUCAUCAUGGUACCAAGAAGGCAAAGGACUUCGACGAGCUACGCGUCUACGACGUGGUCCUUACCACAUACGGCACUAUUGCCACGGAGCUGAAGAAGCUCGAGAAUUUUGCCCUUCGCAAGAAGUCCAACCCUGACGCAGUUCCCUACGCUCACGAAAAGUUGGUCUUUCUUGCCGACAAUGCCAACUGGUACCGCGUUAUUCUCGAUGAGGCGCAAUGUAUCAAGAACAGGAACACGCAGACUGCGAAGGCUGCUUGCAUGCUCAAAGCCAAGUAUCGCUUUUGUGUCACCGGCACGCCCAUGAUGAACAACGUGGAAGAGCUCUACUCGUUGGUAAAGUUCUUGGGGAUUCGGCCAUACAACCGCUGGGAAAAGUUUCGUGUCGAUUUCAACACGCCGCUGCGGUCCGCUCACGACCCCCUCAACCGGGAUCGCGCAAUGCGGCAGUUCCAGAUCUUGUGCAAGUCCAUCAUGUUGCGACGGACAAAGAAGAGCAAAUUCGAGGGCGAGCCGAUCCUGCACUUGCCUGAGCGAUCGACCACUGUUGAUAAGCCAGAAUUCAGCACGGACGAGCAGGAAUUCUAUAAGGCUCUGGAGUCACAAUCCCAACUGCAGUUCAACAAGUAUCUCCGACGAGGCACAGUAGGAAGAGAUUACUCCGCCAUAUUGGUUUUGCUGUUACGACUGAGGCAGGCGUGCUGCCAUCCACACUUGAUCAAGGACUUUGGUGUGGCUGCUGCCGCGGAUAUGACCGAGGAACAGAUGCUCACAUUCGCGAGGGAGCUGAGUCCUCAAGUCGUUGAGCGAAUCAAGGCCACAGGGGGAAACUUUGAGUGUCCAGUCUGCUACGAUGCGGUCGCAAAUCCUGCGAUAUUCAUCCCAUGCGGGCAUGACACCUGCUCGGAAUGCUUUGCCAAAAUUGCUGAUCCGGCCAAUGCGAUCCAACAAGGCAACGAGAACGGGGGUGCACGGUGUCCUAACUGCCGUGGAGGCAUCGAUGCGAAGCGCCUGACUGACUUCAACAGCUUCAAAAAGGUGCACAUGCCGGAGCUGCUCAGUGCAGAGGAGCGCUCCGAAAUGGAAGGUGGAGACGAGAUGGUGGACGAAUCUGAUGACGAUGAUGACGCAGACAGUGACGGCGAUAGCGAUGACGUUGACUCGAGCACAGAGGACGAAGACGAAGACGAAGACGCAGGCGACAACACUCUCGGAGGCUUCAUUCUGUCGAAAGGGAAGGGCAAGGGAAAGCAGAAGGAUAAUUCCAAAGGCAAAGGCCGGAAGAGUAAAGGUAGGAAGAAGAAGAAGAAGAAGAAGCAGGAGAAGAUGACUGCAACGACAUUGGCCGAUCUCAAGAGUAAGGCGACGCGCAACAAGGAAUCCAAGAAGAAGUAUCUGGCACAUGUCCGAAAGACAUAUGUCAGCUCUGCCAAGAUUGACAAGACGAUGGAGAUUCUGGACGAGGUCAUGAACGCCGAGGAAGGCGAGAAAGUGCUCAUCUUUAGCCAGUGGACUUCGCUGCUGGACUUGAUGGAGAUUCCCAUUGAUGGAGCGGGCUACGUCUAUCGCCGCUACGAUGGCAGCAUGAGCGCCAACAUGCGAGCGGACGCGGUCGAUGACUUUAAGGACGAGCGACAGAAUGUUCGCAUCAUGUUGGUGUCUCUCAAAGCGGGCAAUGCCGGGCUGAAUCUCAACGUGGCCAGCCAGGUCAUCAUCCUCGAUCCGUUCUGGAACCCGUACAUUGAGGAGCAGGCGAUUGAUCGUGCGCAUCGCAUUGGUCAGAUGCGUCCCGUCACGAUCCAUCGCGUGUUGAUUGAGGGCACGGUCGAGGAUCGCAUUAUUGAGCUCCAGGAGAAGAAGCGAGCGCUGAUCUCGGAAGCACUCGACGAGAAGUCGGCCGCGAAUCUCGGACGGCUCGGCGUGCAGGAGCUCGCGUAUCUUUUCGGGGUCACUCACAAUCCCUCACAGUCGGUCCAAUACCGACCCGCGACUGGUCGUCGCUGAGAGGACGGACCACGACAUGUCGUGGAUAAGAUCGCUGUCGUUGGAGGAAGGCGUUCUCGGAGGGGCGGGGGAAAAGGAGGAGGCCACACGAUGACACCAUGUAAUAUCAGAG
This is a messenger RNA of Sphaerulina musiva SO2202, 2542 nucleotides long. Its product is annotated as SNF2_N-domain-containing protein. The coding region runs from base 49 to 2430 and encodes 793 amino acids. Gene Ontology annotation, cellular component: cytoplasm. Gene Ontology annotation, molecular function: ATP-dependent chromatin remodeler activity; ATP binding. The record is from RefSeq and is a predicted model, not a curated record. Lineage: Eukaryota; Fungi; Ascomycota; Dothideomycetes; Mycosphaerellales; Mycosphaerellaceae. The transcript is spliced from 2 exons.